CAUUAUUUUGUUGUUCUGUAUCUGAUUUGAAGAGUUUUCUUUCUAAAUGGGGGUUUUGGGAGCGCUGGUGAAACACCCAGGUGAUUUUUAUCCAUUGUUGAAGCUGAAAAUGGCUGCGAGGCAUGCCGAGAAACAGAUCCCAUCAGAGCCACACUGGGCUUUCUGUUUCUCCAUGCUUCACAAAGUUUCUCGUAGUUUUGCUCUCGUUAUUCAACAGCUUGACACCAAGCUCAGAAACGCCGUCUGCAUAUUUUAUUUGGUUCUUCGAGCCCUUGACACUGUUGAGGAUGACACUAGCGUAGCAACAGAUGUCAAAGUUCCUAUUCUCACAGAUUUUUAUCGUCACAUAUAUAAACAUGACUGGCACUUUUCAUGUGGUACAAAGGAAUACAAAGUUCUCAUGGACCAGUUUCAUCUUGUGUCUGCUGCUUUUCUGGAACUUGAAAAAGGUUAUCAGGAGGCAAUUGAGGACAUUACACUAAGAAUGGGUGCAGGGAUGGCAAAAUUUAUUUGCAAGGAGGUAGAAACAGUUGAUGACUAUGAUGAAUAUUGUCACUAUGUAGCUGGACUUGUUGGAUUAGGUCUGUCCAAAAUUUUCCAUGCCUAUGGGUCAGAAGAUUUGACUCCAGAUUCUAUCUCCAAUUCAAUGGGUUUAUUUCUUCAGAAAACAAAUAUUAUCCGAGAUUAUCUAGAGGAUAUUAAUGAGAUACCAAAGUCACGCAUGUUUUGGCCUCACCAGAUUUGGAGUAAAUAUGUGAACAAUCUUGAGGACUUGAAAGACGAGGAAAACUCAGUCAAGGCAGUGCAGUGCUUGAAUGACAUGGUUACUAAUGCUUUGCUGCAUGUGGAUGAUUGCCUGAAGUACAUGUCUGCUUUACGUGACCCUGCAAUAUUUCGAUUUUGUGCUAUCCCUCAGAUCAUGGCUAUUGGAACACUAUUCUUAUGCUACAACAACAUUGAAGUCUUCAGAGGUGUGGUGAAAAUGAGGCGUGGUCUCACUGCACAAGUCAUUGACCAAACAAACUCAAUGGCUGAUGUCUAUGGUGCUUUCUAUGAUUUUUCUUGUAUGUUGAAAGCCAAGGUUGACAGUAAUGAUCCUAAUGCACAAAAGACAUCGAGCAGACUAGAUUCAAUCCUGAAGAGAUGCAGGGACUCAGGAGUCCUGAACAAAAGGAAAUCUUACAUAAUUCAGAAUCAGUCCAAUUACACUCCAUUUCUGGCUGUCAUACUCUUCAUUAUAUUGGCCAUCAUGUUGGCUAACAUGAGUCCCAACUGGCCAAAUAACUAGACCAUCGUUUUAUCCUAUCACGUGUUGUCUCAAGAAGUUGUUUUCCUAUGUUUAUAUACCAAGUUAUGAAGCUAUACUUAACUGUACGUCUGAUGUUAUUCCUGGUUUCCAUAAGCUAUGACGCUGUUGGAUCUCCAUCGUUGGAAAGGAAACCAAGCGAGUUUUCUACAAGAGAAGAGGCGAAAUAAUGUAUCAAAAAGAAUAAAAGAAAUGGAAUAAAUCCAUGUUCUAAAUUUUUCCUUU
Molecule: messenger RNA, 1531 nt
Organism: Durio zibethinus
Lineage: Eukaryota; Viridiplantae; Streptophyta; Magnoliopsida; Malvales; Malvaceae
Product: squalene synthase 2-like
Biological process (GO): farnesyl diphosphate metabolic process; lipid biosynthetic process
Cellular component (GO): endoplasmic reticulum membrane
Molecular function (GO): squalene synthase [NAD(P)H] activity
Source: RefSeq, a predicted model, not a curated record